AACAUUCUUAAGUAUUCAAGCCUUAAUGCCUCUUUAAUUGUCCAGCUCCAUGUAAGAUUUACCGGUUACACGUCACCUCAGCGAUGUCGCGAGUCUCCAGCUUCUCGGCCUUGCAAAGAGUCUCCGGCUUCUCUCGAGCAUUCUUGUCCAUCCGCCAAAGAGGUCAUCCCUCUAAUGACUGGAACUCAUGUGAGAGUCUCUUUUCAUUCACGCGUGGCCGUUUUGUUGUAGACGAAGCAGAUCAAGUUGCACGGCGCUAUGUCAAAUUCAACAUGAAUGAACUUGCUCGGAUUGCAGCUCAAUCGAUAGGCGCCAAAUUUUGUAUUGAUAUACAAAAAUGCCCUGAUGGCAUGUACAACAAGUGUUAUGUCCUAACCAUGGACGACGGAAAGGAGGUCAUUGCCAAAGUGCCUAACCCUAACGCCGGCCGCCCUCAUUUCACUACAGCAAGUGAAGUGGCAACGAUGGAUUUUGCCCGUAAUGUGCUUGGAACACCGGCUCCAAAGGUGUAUACCUGGGAUUCUUGCGCAACAAAUCCUGUAGGUGUGGAAUAUAUCAUCAUGGAGAAAAUACCUGGUAUCCAGCUCAGGCAAGUUUGGAGCCACAUGAAACUCGUUGAAAAGAUGAAUCUUUGCCUUGAUCUUGCUCGUUAUCAAUCUGCAUGGCUUUCUGUGACAUUCUCACGGUUUGGUGGACUUUAUUAUACCCAGGACGCGCAGGAUCUUAACCCAGGGCAAAAAACUCAUCUUUACAUUGAUGAGAAAGGGCUGGCUUGGAGUGCGAUCGUGGACCAUGGCAUCGGGAAAAGUUGGCUAUUUCAACUUUGGGCACUUUGCCAAAACAGACGGUUAUGUGGGAGUAUCACGACACCCUGUCUUUGGCAUGACGACCUCCACGAUGAGAAUAUAUUUGUUGAUCCAAGCAACCCGUCCAAAGUUGCCGGGAUUAUAGAUUGGCAAUCUGUCAACAUUCUCCCACUCCUUGAUCACAAUCCUGAUGCUUCUUUCAUUGAUUAUGAUGGCCCAGAGCCAGAAAAUCUGGACCGACCUGAACUUGACAAUAUCGAUGAUCUGUCAGAAUCAGAAAAAGUAGAGGCGGUACGGAAAUUCCACCAGAAGGCUCUAUUCAUUGCCUCACGAAAGAUUAUGUUGAAAAAGGUUCCUAAGACGUAUGAUGCGAUUGAGUAUCAACGAACAGAGAGUUAUGAUCUACUUGUUCUAGCACGCCGCUUGCUCGAGUUUGGUGAAGCUCAUUUCCAUGCACUCGUAGUAGAAUUGCGUGAGGCAUGGGCGGGACUUCCGGCAAACAAUACCAACAUGAACCAUACCAAAGCUUUUCCCAUUACACCUACUAAGGAUCAAAUAGCUGAGAUCCGAAUUGAUUGUCAGAAUGCGAUUCGUGGAAUGCAGAUUAUGAAUGAUUUCAAAGUCCGACUUGGUCCACUCUGGCCGGACAAGGAUGCAGUAGGCCAUGAGCAGUACAACGCGACAAAGGAUGCCCUCCGAGUACUGAGAGAAGAAAUAAUACAGGAAUUUGGAAAGUCUGAAGCAGAUAAGAUUGGAAUAAAACAUCAAUGGCCUUUUGAUGGUUAG
Trichophyton rubrum CBS 118892 is the source of this 1592-nucleotide messenger RNA. RefSeq lists its product as uncharacterized. The record is from RefSeq and is a predicted model, not a curated record. Gene Ontology annotation, cellular component: mitochondrion. NCBI's taxonomy places the organism in Eukaryota, Fungi, Ascomycota, Eurotiomycetes, Onygenales, Arthrodermataceae. The transcript is spliced from 6 exons. Bases 84 to 1592 code for a protein of 502 amino acids.